This is a messenger RNA of Sipha flava (yellow sugarcane aphid), 3043 nucleotides long. It is a transcript of the gene Ork1, whose product is annotated as open rectifier potassium channel protein 1. Bases 385 to 2919 code for a protein of 844 amino acids. The record is from RefSeq and is a predicted model, not a curated record. NCBI's taxonomy places the organism in Eukaryota, Metazoa, Arthropoda, Insecta, Hemiptera, Aphididae. Gene Ontology annotation, biological process: stabilization of membrane potential; potassium ion transmembrane transport. Gene Ontology annotation, molecular function: potassium ion leak channel activity. The transcript has 9 exons. Gene Ontology annotation, cellular component: membrane.
GCGCGGCUACAACAACACAAUUACAACAACCAAUAACCGGCACGUACGCGCGCGCGCGCAUUCCGCGGCACACCACUCGUUCACGUGCGCUUCCAACGGGACACCGUCGGCCGACGCGAGGCACUAACACAACCCCUCCCGCCGCCCCCAACACGCGAGCCCGUUCGUCCGCGUCCCGCCGGUGCCGGUUAUCGUUUCGCGCAUCGUCCCGAUCUCCUGUCGGUCGGGGGCCCGCGUGUCGGUCGUGCAGUCGCGUCGCGCCCGGUUGAAAACCGAUCUCGACCGUCCGCGUGCGAUGGUCACGGCCGACGGCGACGACCAGUACCGUUGCGAUAGCCGUCGCACCGCCACCACCGCCGCCGGGGCCGCACCGCGUCCGGAACAAUGAUCGGCCGCUGGUUCGUCGGGUUCGUCGUGUUCGUGGGCUACCUGUGCCUGGGCGCUUUCGUGUUCUACCGGAUCGAGCGGAACGAGGAGGAGAGGCGGCACUACAUCGAGUCGUUGGAACGGCUCGAGCUGAAAGAACUGCUCGCGAAACACUACACGCAGGCCAACGCACACGUGCACAAACAGUUCGUCCGACAGUUGAACGCGUACUGCAACAGGACGGUUUUGGACGAAGGACCCGAAGAAAUAGUGCAUCAGUACCAAUGGACCUAUUACAACGCUUUCUUUUUCGCACUGACGACGCUGAGCACAAUCGGUUACGGAAACCUCCACCCGACGUCGGGCACUGGGCGCAUACUGGUGCUGGUGUACUCACUGAUCGGCAUCCCACUCAACGGUAUCGUGCUGACGCAACUCGGAAGCUUUUUCGAGUCCAGGAUUCUACGAGCUCAUUACAGCUACAAAACGCAACGGAUGAUGGGACCCCAGCUGAGUCUCAUCGUGGACAUAAUAACAUACCUGAUACCCGGUAUAAUCGUGUUCAUAUUGAUUCCGUCCGGUAUCAUAUCAUACUUCGAACAAUGGACAUUUGACGAGAGCGUUUAUUUUACUUUUGUCACGUUGACCACCAUCGGCUACGGAGAUUACGUUGCUGGACAGACAGUCAACACAAACAUAUGGUACAACGCGUACAAGGUUUUCUUGGUGUUCUGGAUCAUGUUCGGUUUGGGCUAUCUGUUCAUGAUACUCAGUUUCAUAUCGCGGGCAAUGCGGUCGAAAACGCUGGAGCACCUGUUCCUCGAACGGCUCAAGCAAACCCAUACAAAGAUAUGGCAUCAGUUCACCAAAGACGUAGUCUACAUUAGACGGAUAUUGAACGAGUCGUACCUGUUAAAGUUUAAGCCGGUGUACAAAAAAGAAACGUUACUGUGCGGCCAACCGUUGAAGCGGAGCCGGAGCGCGCCCGACCUGACCGAGUGGCCGGUGCUGCGCAAGGCGGUGACGGCGGCGGCGGCGGCGGCGCAGGCGUGCGGCGCGUCCGAGGACGAGGACGAGGAGUCGGUGCGGCAGCGGUUCGAGAAGCACAGGAUGAAGCGGCGGCGGGCCCUGUCCCAGAACAAGAUGCGCUCGCUGCUCCGGCGGACCAAGGCCACGUCGGAGAUCGACCUGGCCCACAUCGACAAGGAGGCCACGUUCGGCGCGGACAUCGCCUCCUACGAGAUCCUGUCCCGCGUUGUCGACGCGCUCGAGACGGCCGUGCCCAACCAACCGCCCACCGUCCAUCAACAGCAGCCCGUCCACCACCUGCAGCAAGACGCCGUCAACUCGAACAAGAAGAAAACGUUUUCGUUUUCCGAAGGCGUGCAGGGAUUCUCGUCCGAAUGCAUAUUGGCCAGCGAGAAGAACGAGUGGACGGUCGGCGGUGAUAUGCUGAACAGAGAGAACACGUUAGGGGCCAAGCACAGGAAUUCGUAUUUCGAGUACGACACUUGGGGAGGAGUCGACGAUCGGAAUUUCAAAAAGUCGAUGAGCGAUUACGCGAAAAACGGCGGCCACCAGCAGCACCACCAGCAGCAGCAGAAACCGCGCGUGCCGAAGCUGCGUCGCAUGUCCGCGGCCGCGUUCAACUUCUUGUCCAACAACAUCGCGCCCAAGUGGUUGGCCGAGAAGUUGGCCGACGGCGGCGAGGCGACCGACGACCCCAGGCACCGGUUGUCGCUGAACGACGACCACGGUCACGGUUACGGGUCCACGUACAACGGCGCGUCCGCGUUCAACCACCACUACCAGCAGAGGUACAACAACAACCGCGGCCACCGACACCACGGCCACGCGCAGCAGCACCACCACCGCAGCUCGUACACCGCCAACGGAUUCGCAGCGACGGUGUGCGCGCCCGCCGUCCCGGUGCACCAGCAGCAACAGCAACACCACCAGCACCAGCCGCCGGAGCAGCCGCGCGCCCGCCGGCUGUCCAGCCCGGACCCGGUGCUCGCGCACUGCGCCAACACCAUCGCGGUGGCCGACUUCCUGAUGACGUUGCAACGGUCGCUGGACAAGUCGUACUCGACGGUGCAGCCCUGUUACCCGAACCGCGCGGCCGCGGUGGUCCGCCAGGAGCGCCGGUCGCCGCUGUUCACGCUGUUCCAGGACCGGCGGGCCUCGUCGUCCGCCGAAUCGUGGCAGUACUCGUCGCUCGCGUCCACCGUUUCGUCGUCCGUAGCGGCCGCAGCCGCGCCGCCACCGCCGACGACGACGACGAUCGCGGACCCGGCGGUCCAGGAUUUGACGCCGACGGCGGAAGCGUUGACCGGCCGGAGCGAUUCGAGUGCGGAGCCGACGUCGAGGAGACCGAGGAAGAAGCGCGUCAGACGGUUCUCGAUACGGCCGACGUCGUCGUCGGCCGUGGCGCCCGCGGAAACGCAGCCCGGAGCGGCGAACUUUUGCGGCAGCGGUUGGACCGCCGGUGACAGGGACGACGACAAGGGCCGCGGCAAGAGAGACGACGUCCGUUUGCACAUCGAAGACUGAACCACACACACCCGCUCGACCCACACUGACCCGCGCACCGUCGUCGUGCGCGCAAAAAAUUUAUAAUGUGAAAAAAAAAAAAUCAAAACCAAACACCGCGUAAAAAAAAAAAAAAAAAUAAUAA